Molecule: messenger RNA, 738 nt
Organism: Seminavis robusta
Lineage: Eukaryota; Bacillariophyta; Bacillariophyceae; Naviculales; Naviculaceae
Source: the annotation of a GenBank genome assembly
AUGGAAGCGCAAGUGGAUUUUCGUCAAGACGGACAACGACAACGACCAAUGAUACCAGAACGAGGCUGGACUGGAUUCGACAAGUUAUCAUGGGGUUGUUGUCCUCAUCAAGGUGGAGAUAGAGUCAUCGAGCUGACGGAAAGACACUUUUUAGAUGCUCACAAUGGAUACUGGGAUCUCUAUCUCAAGCGACGAGUGGUCGACGAAAACGAUGGUCGUCGCAUAAACCAGUUUCUGCUUCUGCCCUGCAAUCAGACAAAGAUCAAUGUCGAGAAUGGAAUUCAACGCGAAGGAUGGGAGUACCAGGCCAGCCUCCAAGCGAGCAUAUUGAGACUAGACCUCGAACCUCACUUGUUACCGUUCAUCAGGGAAGUCAGCACGUUCGGAUACUACCUUGCUUCCCAUGUACAUGUGUCGAUACUCAUGGAUAUUGCGACUGAUCCAGACCCUCCUCACCAGCAUCGUUAUCGACCAAAAUACAACUCGUCUCCAAGGAAUCAUGGACCCAAUAGCGUCCCUUCUGCUUCUUCGGGAGUCUUGGUAGAAAGGAGAAACGAUGGCAACCAGUCUCGGAAUGCUCGUCGUGAUGAAGGCACGAAAAUGGGAACGAAGAUGUUAUCUCGAGAACACUACCAGUACAUUCCGACUACCGUUACCAGCACAAGCAGGCAACCAUUCCAGACAAGACAACCAUUCCAGCCUGAGUCAACAAUCAAGAAACACACAAAUCAAUUCUAA